AGCAGGUACAUGUAAGACCCUGAACUAUCUCUCCGUCUGCGCGCACAGCUUACCGUACUUUCCCGUCCUCGUCGCUUGCCUUUCCUCGCUUUCUGUCUUUGUUUUUUCGCGACUUCCUUGCUCAUGUUGUGGCUAGCUCACCCACUCGAACAGACGAGCUGGCACAUGUCUUGAGAUCAGAAAGGCACUUACUUUUCUUUUCGUUUUCACACAAUACCAGGUGUCAAAGAAAGAGCAGGGAUCCGCUCGAAAGGAAAGAAAAAAGUCACGUUCUGCUUUGCGUGGAAGAAUGAGCUUCAACGAGGCAGCACUCCAGUAUAUCCAGACGGCGCGCGACAAUGGUUUGCUAUUCAACGGGAGCGAUGUGCCCGCGAUGGUCGACUACGCCGAUGAAAAGCGCAAGAGUUAUCUCGUGCGGGGUGCGCACUUUGAGGUGCCGUCGCACUUCGAGGUGCUGAAUGCGGUUGGGUACGGCGCCUACGGUGUGGUGUGCGCCGCGGUGGACCUGCGCCUGGUGCCGUCCAGCACGAGCUACAACGCGGCGUUGCGGCAGAUUGAGAAGGAGGGCCAGUUUGUGACGCGCCAGGCACGCAACCGUGACCCGCCAGUCUAUUACCGCACCCGGUGCUUGCUGGCCAGCGCCGCCCCCGGGCGCAGCGUACAUGUCCCGAACCUGUAUUCGGAGCCGUACAAGCGGCGUGCUCUCGCGGGAGGCGAGCCGUCGCCUUUCGUGGCGAUGAAGAAAGUGUCCAAGGUCUUCGACGACCUCGUCGAUGGACGUCGCAUCCUGCGGGAGGUGAAGGUGCUCCGCUACUUGCAAGGCCACCCCAACGUAAUUCGAUUGCUGGAGGUGCGAUGGCCACCACCCGCGGCAGGCGGCGCGAGUAGCACGGCUGCGCUGGAUGAUGUGUACCUGGUCACCGAGCUCAUGGACACCGACCUCGCUGCUUUGCUGAAGUCUUCGCAGCAAAUCAACAUGGAACAGUUGCGCUUCAUCGCGUACCAACUCAUUAAGGUGCUUGUGUACGUGCACAGCAGCGGCGUCAUGCACAGAGAUUUGAAGCCAGGCAACGUUUUGUUGAACGGCGACUGCGACAUGAAACUUUGCGAUUUUGGGCUCUCACGCGGCGGCAUCCCACUCUCAGUCAAAGGGCGGAGUAGCAGCGGCAGCACGUGGAGCAUGCCCGAUCCCGAUCUCGAAGAGAUGUCGCAGUGGGAGCAGCUGUGUUGGUCGAGUGGGCCGCCCGAACCACAGCAGCCGGUCUUUACCAAGACCAAGACGGCACCGCUGUACAGCCUCACCGACUACGUUGUCACGCGUUACUACCGUGCGCCGGAGUUGCUCGUUAUGAGCCGCUACAACCACGCAAUUGACAUGUGGUCAGUGGGCUGCAUUCUCGCCGAGAUGCUGCUGCGUCGCCCGCUGUUUGCGGGCACCAAUUACCUCUCCCAGCUGACGCUCAUCCUGGAGACGCCGGGGCUGCGCGCCGUGCCGCACACGCCCGAGCAAGUCGCCGCUCUCUUCGACGGCGGCGAGGAAGGCAAGCACCUCAUCAGCGACCUCCUCUUUUUCCGCAACACGCCGCCGACCGGUGCGUCGCAGACGGUGCGCGGGCAGGUGCACUCGCAGGCCCUCUUCCACAGCGCCGUCUUCGGCUCUAACGCGGACGUUCCGGUCGAGCUUGGCAUCUUGGUGGCGAAGCUGCUCUCCUUCGAUCCGCAGAAGCGGCCCACCGCGGUAGAGGCGCUGCGCGACCCCUUCUUCCGCCCUCUCUACGACGCGAGGGACGAAAUUGUGCGAUCGCCGGCGAUGGAUGUGUCGGAGGUGCAGGAGUGCAUUCCGGAUAUCGCAGCCUACCAAAGGAUGCACCCCUGCGUGGUGCAGGACGAAGCGCCGCCCUUUACGUGGGAGUUUGACCACCGCAUCACAAGCAGCCAGUCGCUACGUGCGCUGUUUCAAGAGGAGUGCGCGGCCUCCAUGGAUGUGCAGCGCCAGAUCAAGAAGCAAAAUCCUGCGACGGACACUCCUUUCUCAGCUUGA
This is a messenger RNA of Leptomonas pyrrhocoris, 2041 nucleotides long. RefSeq names its product putative mitogen-activated protein kinase 7. Gene Ontology annotation, biological process: protein phosphorylation; intracellular signal transduction. The transcript has a single exon. Lineage: Eukaryota; Euglenozoa; Kinetoplastea; Trypanosomatida; Trypanosomatidae. Gene Ontology annotation, molecular function: ATP binding; MAP kinase activity. The record is from RefSeq and is a predicted model, not a curated record. Bases 290 to 2041 code for a protein of 583 amino acids. Gene Ontology annotation, cellular component: nucleus; cytoplasm.